This is a messenger RNA of Hydatigera taeniaeformis, 894 nucleotides long. The record is from the annotation of a GenBank genome assembly. NCBI's taxonomy places the organism in Eukaryota, Metazoa, Platyhelminthes, Cestoda, Cyclophyllidea, Taeniidae.
AUGCUCAUUGUGUAUGCUAACAUAACGUCGCUGGCCCGUUUAGCUCCUAGUGCGGAAACUCUUGCCUCGAGCAACGCAGACAUAACACCUCUUAGCAACUUUUCUGCAAAGGAGCAGUCAGUAGAUGGCCAAUUCACUCGUGAGAGUCGGUCACGUCGCAAUAGCAAUAGUUCGGCUGCGACGUUUGAUCUGGCUUCUGGGAAUCCUUCACUCCUACCUGAAGUUGAAUCCGAAGCCCCACUCUCCACCGACGAAGAGUUGACUAGUUUGCGUGCAGACAAGGAGCACCUUACCACGAUCGUCGCUGAUAUGCAACGAUGCAUUGCUGAAUACGAGCGGAGUUUGCGCCAGCUGGCUGAGGAAAAGGCGCGUGCAGAAGAAUCGGCUAAGGAGUCCGUGAUCGAUAUAAUUUCAGAACGUGACCAAGCCAUUGAGGAAAUCUCUACAAUUGAAAAGGCUUUCGGUGAUCUUCAUCGUCGAUUCGAAAAGUCCAAACAAAUAAUUGAGGGCUUUAAAUCGAACGAAGAAGCUUUGAAAAGGACAGCACAAGAAUAUCAGGAACAGUUAAAACGGCAGGAACAAAGAUAUCAGGCUCUUAAAGUGCAUGCUGAACAGCAAAUAACAAAAAUCGCUGAGGAGACCGAAAGGACUAAGCGUGCCAAUGAAGAUGAAGUAACUCGACUUCGAGCAGCAAUCAAACGCUCCGAACUGAGGAUUCAUAGUCUUGAAUCGCAGCUGGAGCAGAAGGUAUACUUGUUCAAUUCACCUCCCUUUUUCCAGCUCUUGAGAAUUUCAAUUCCUAGACCCGAGCAUCUCGAUUGGACACUUGUUCGCGAGAAUACCGAAUUGACGAAAAUUUGUGAUGAACUCCUGAGUAAAUACGGAGACAAAUAA